AUGAUGGACCCUUCUUCCGGCUUCACGCCCAAGACAGCUAGUGCUAGCUGGACGCACGCCGAACUUCUACAGAACUACCGCGAGCUCCACGCAGAGUACGACAAGUACGCGACGCUCGCCGCGCAGUUCGACGGGACCAGAUUACCCUUUGGACGAGAGCGCGGGCUUCACAACCUAGUCAAUGCACGAGCGAAGGUGGAGCAUGAUAUCAAGAGACUUAAGAAGACGUACCAAGAAGAGUGGAUGAAACUAGCGUCUCAGAAUCUCGAUGCGAAGCUCCGUGAGGCGCUCGAACAAAGUCGAGACACGCUGGCAGCUGUCUUGGACGAAGAUCGCCGCCCUCCGCCUGACAAACUGAUGAAGGAGAAGGCAGAAUUGCAGAACGAGAAGAGUAAUCUGUUGUUGCAGUUGCGAGAGUUGUUGUACAGAUAUAAAGAGCUGCUGGAGAAGCAGAAGAAAGGGGAGAAUGAUUGCAAUGUCAGCAAUGUGCAAGAGGUGGAAGGCGAGAGAGACCUGCUGCGAGAAGACCUCGAUAUUGCACGGGUGGAGUGUGAGAAGUUGAGACAGGAAGUAAAAUACCUUCAGGAGGUAUUCGGGGUAAAGGAUUAG
Molecule: messenger RNA, 609 nt
Organism: Alternaria hordeiaustralica
Lineage: Eukaryota; Fungi; Ascomycota; Dothideomycetes; Pleosporales; Pleosporaceae
Exons: 1
Coding region: 1-609 (202 amino acids)
Source: RefSeq, a predicted model, not a curated record